This is a messenger RNA of Pectinophora gossypiella (pink bollworm), 753 nucleotides long. RefSeq lists its product as uncharacterized. The transcript is spliced from 2 exons. Bases 1 to 753 code for a protein of 250 amino acids. Lineage: Eukaryota; Metazoa; Arthropoda; Insecta; Lepidoptera; Gelechiidae. The record is from RefSeq and is a predicted model, not a curated record.
AUGACGACGUCACGACUGGGCGUGUUUCCAAAGGCAAAGGAUCCGUCACCCGAGAUCUGCAAAGUCGGAAUAAGGGUUCCACCUUUUUGGCCAGAGGAGCCUGAGAUAUGGUUCGGACAGAUUGAGGGGCAGUUCGCCAACGCCGGGAUCACGAGCGACACCACGAAAUUUAAUUACGUCAUCAGCAACCUGGACAGACAAUUUUCGAAAGAAGUGAAGGAUCUGAUUAUAAGACCGCCGGCUACAAACAAGUAUGAGAAACUUAAGGCAGAGCUUAUUAAAAGACUCAGCGCGUCUCACGAGCGAAAAGUGAAGCAACUCCUCAUGCACGAAGAGCUCGGAGACCACUAUUUGGACCAGUCGCCUACCGAGACUGUUUUGGCAGCGCAACCGGAUGCAUCACUUGAAGUGUUGGCAGAAUUGGCAGACAGGAUCCAAGACAUCGCUCCAUCAACACCUCAAGUAGCAGCUGCAUCCACGAGCCACGCACCGGGAUCCAGCAUCGACGCUGUGGCUAAAGAAGUCGCCGAGCUUAGGAAGCAGCUCCAGAACCUUACUUCGCAACUGAGCGGAAGGUCUCGCAGCCGCACGAGGCAACAGCAGCGGCGCCGUGCACGAUCUUCAUCAACCCGAUCUCAAUCGAAUUAUAGGAAGUUCCCCGUAUGCUUUUACCACCAUAAAUACGGCUCGCAGGCCCACAAGUGCAUCCGUCCGUGCGAUUUUAAGGCGGAAAACUCCAUGGGCGGUCGGUAA